Hyla sarda is the source of this 1704-nucleotide messenger RNA. Its product is annotated as extracellular serine/threonine protein kinase FAM20C-like. The transcript is spliced from 10 exons. Gene Ontology annotation, cellular component: Golgi apparatus. Lineage: Eukaryota; Metazoa; Chordata; Amphibia; Anura; Hylidae. Gene Ontology annotation, molecular function: phosphotransferase activity, alcohol group as acceptor. Gene Ontology annotation, biological process: protein phosphorylation. The record is from RefSeq and is a predicted model, not a curated record. The coding region runs from base 50 to 1627 and encodes 525 amino acids.
AAAACCUUUAAUUCUUUCGAGGUUUCGAUUGCCAUCAAUAAAACCCAAAAUGUUUCGGCGUCUACAAUAUUCUAUUCACAGGAAGUUCAAGCUUAUGGUCCUGUCACUUCUCUUUCUUACUUUUAUGAUGCAUUUUGCUCUGGACGUUUUUUCUUUUUCCCAUACAGUUUCAUGCUCUUGUCCGACUCAAAACCACCCCAGAGCCAAGAUCCACUCGGUAAAGAAAUCUCCACUUGUAAGAACAUUGCAAGACUUUAGUGGCAGCAAUGGGUCCUCAGUGGGUGGCAGCCAAAUGGAGAAAGUUUCAGAAGCAAGGUCGAAAGUUUUGAACAAGUCGGAGAAAAGAUAUCAAGGCUCAAAACUGGCGUCUCUUUUCAAGCAUCCUCUCUAUAAUUCCCUAAUGCCAACAAUCACAGAAGAGGACAAGCUUUUCAGAGUCAAUGCUGAGGAACGAUUUACACUGAAAGGCAGUGGGAGUGAGGAAUGGAUCAGUGCCGGAAUGGAAUUUGUGCUUCCGACAGGAGAAACGGCUGUCGAUACUUAUCCAACGUGGUUAAAAUUCCACAUAGGAAUCAAUCGCUAUGAGCUAUACCCAAGACAAGACCCUCUGGUCCCCAUCCUGCUUAAAGAAAUGUCUACCCAACGUAUCCUUAAUUCUGUUCAGAAAACGGGUGGAACACAGCUUAAACUUCUCAUGAAUUUCCCAAACUUUGGACAGGCUCUGUUCAAACCUAUGAAACAGGAACGUGAUCAAGAGACUCCCCCAGAUUUCUUUUACUUCUCAGAUUUUGAAAGGCACAAUGCAGAAAUAGCAGCAUUCCACCUGGACAGGGUCCUUGAUUUUCGUCGGAUUCCACCUGUGGUUGGACGCUUGAUAAAUAUCACAAAGGAAGUCAGAGACAUUACCACAGACAAGAAACUAUUUAAAACCUUUUAUAUCUCACCAGCCAACAAUGUUUGCUUCUAUGGCGAGUGCUCCUACUACUGUUCCACUGAGCAUGCUCUGUGUGGAAAGCCUGACCUUCUAGAGGGAUCCGUGGCUGCUUUCUUGCCAGACACUACAUUAGCCAGACGGAAAUCCUGGCGCAGCCCUUGGAGACGAUCGUACCACAAAAAUAAAAAGGCAGACUGGGAGACGAACCCCAAGUAUUGUGAAACAGUAAAAGUGACGCCACCAUACAAUGAAGGAACAAGACUCCUGGAUCUAAUCGAUCUUUCAGUAUUGGACUUUUUCAUGGGAAACCAAGAUCGCCAUCACUAUGAGACAUUUGAAAAAUUUGGAAACAGGACCUUCCUCUUGCAUCUGGACAACGGGAGAGGGUUUGGGCGUCACUCAUACGAUGAUCGAUCUAUUCUCGCCCCUCUUCAGCAAUGCUGCAGGAUUAAGAAAUCUACACUGCAACGUCUUGAGCUGCUACAUACUGAACCAUAUCGCCUGAGUGAUGUCAUGCGGGAAUCUCUCUCCAUGGACCCUCUCACCCCCGUUCUGUCCGAGGCCCAUCUCCUAGCCCUGGAUCGCAGACUGGACAUUAUUCUCAAUGUUGUGAGAGAGUGUUUUGAAAAACACGGCCAACUUAGAGUGGCCUAUGAUGACAUGGCUAUGCUUUACAAGAACAGAAAACUAUAAAUUUGGAAUUGCCUUCAAAUCACCUCUGAACUGCUAACACCUAUAAGUCAAUGAACAGGUUCCAAAUUUUGUACUGG